UAUAAGUAUUUCAAAAAUGUAUUUAAAAUUAACUAUAAUUUCCACAAUAUUCAAAAAUACAAAGAAAUGCUGGUGCAACAAUUCCAUUUUCAAGAACUACAGCAGCCAAAUAGCCGACAAAUUCGAACCACUGGCUGAUGAUGAUCGUAUUUUUACAAAUCUCUAUGGCAGACAUGAUUGGCAUUUAAACGCAGCCUUAACUCGAGGGGACUGGCAUAAAACUAGAGAAAUUAUUGUGAAAGGGCCAGCAUGGAUCAUCAAUGAAUUGGAAGUGUCGGGUGUAAGGGGUCGUGGAGGAGCUGGUUUUCUUUUGGCUAAAAAAUUAAGAUACAUGCAGAAAGUUAAAGCCGAACCACCCAGAUAUGUGGUGGUUAAUGGAGCUGAGGGUGAACCGGGCACCUGUAAAGAUCGUGAAAUAUUGCGUCAUGAGCCUCAAAAAAUAAUAGAAGGAGCUUUGCUAGUGGGCCGUGCCAUUUCAGCCAAAGCGGCCAUAGUAUUUAUAAGAGCUAGAUUUUACAAUGAAGCCUGCAACUUGCAAAUGGCUAUAGCGGAAGCAUAUGAAAACGGUUUAGUGGGUGCAAAUGCCUGUGGCAGUGGUUUUGAUUUUGACAUUUUCAUACAACGUGGUGGAGACAUAUACAUAGCAGGAGAAGAAACUGCUUUACUUAAUUGUUUGAUGGGUUCGGAAGCCAGGCCACGUAGAAAACCACCAUAUCCCUCAGAAAAGGGCAUCUAUGACAGGCCAACAACUUUACUUAAUGUGGAAACAGUGGCCUUAAUACCCAGCAUCUGCCGCAGAGGCAGUAAAUGGUUUGCUAAUCUCGGCUGUCCACCUCAUAGUCCUGGCUCUAAACUUUUUAAUAUAUCUGGUCAUGUGGAAAGACCCUGUACGGUGGAGGAAAACCUGGGCAUACCCCUAAGGGACUUGAUUGAACGUCAUGCCGGUGGUGUAUGUGGAGGUUGGGACAAUUUAUUGGCCGUAAUGCCAGGAGGCUCUUCCACACCUUUGCUGCCUAAGGAUUUGUGUAAUGACUUAAAAUUGGACUCUGAAUCAUUGAAAACUGUAAAUAGUGGUUUGGGCACAGGAGCUGUUAUUGUAAUUGAUAAAUCUCAGGACAUUUUGGAGGUCACAGGCCGUACAUUAUGGUUUUAUAAGGAAGGUUCCUGUCAUCAGUGUUCAAGAUGUCGUGGCCUCUCUAUGUGGGCCUAUGAAUAUUGUAAACAAUUCCAGUUGGGCAUAGGCCAAAGGCAGGAAAUUGAUUGGCUUUGGGAAAUUUCCAAAUGGGCUGCUGGCCAUACAAUAUGUUCCUUUUCCGAAGGCAAUGCCUGUGCUGUGCAAGGACUUCUAAGACAUUUUCGUAAAACCAUAGAAAAAAGUUUGCAUUAAUACCUGAAGUUGUAAAUUGUUUUAUUUAAAUGAAAUUAAUUAAAUAUUUAAAUAUGUAUGUUUAGAAUUUAGAGCAGCUACUUAUUUAUUGUUUGGAGUGUAUUUAUGAUUUUAUUUAAAGCCUUUUUGUACAAAUAAAAACCAUUAAAUAACGUUAAAUAACACA
Messenger RNA from Calliphora vicina (urban bluebottle blowfly), 1553 nucleotides. RefSeq names its product NADH dehydrogenase [ubiquinone] flavoprotein 1, mitochondrial-like. Gene Ontology annotation, biological process: mitochondrial electron transport, NADH to ubiquinone. Gene Ontology annotation, molecular function: 4 iron, 4 sulfur cluster binding. NCBI's taxonomy places the organism in Eukaryota, Metazoa, Arthropoda, Insecta, Diptera, Calliphoridae. The record is from RefSeq and is a predicted model, not a curated record. The transcript has a single exon. The coding region runs from base 17 to 1387 and encodes 456 amino acids.